ACGUUCCAUCUUCAGAGCAGCCUGAACUGUUCCUAAAGAAACUUCAACAGUGCUGUGUCAUUUUUGACUUCAUGGACACGCUUUCAGACCUUAAAAUGAAAGAAUACAAGCGCUCCACUCUUAAUGAACUGGUGGACUACAUUACAAUAAGCAGAGGCUGUUUGACAGAGCAGACUUACCCUGAAGUAGUUAGAAUGGUAUCUUGCAAUAUCUUCAGAACUCUCCCACCUAGUGACAGCAAUGAAUUUGAUCCAGAAGAAGAUGAGCCCACCUUGGAGGCAUCGUGGCCACAUUUACAGCUUGUAUAUGAGUUUUUCAUACGAUUUUUGGAAAGCCAAGAAUUUCAGCCCAGCGUUGCCAAAAAGUACAUAGAUCAGAAAUUUGUAUUGCAGCUGUUGGAGCUGUUUGACAGUGAAGAUCCUCGAGAACGAGACUACCUAAAAACAGUCUUGCACAGAAUUUAUGGCAAGUUUCUGGGUCUUAGAGCAUUUAUCCGAAAACAGAUUAAUAAUAUUUUUCUACGAUUUGUUUAUGAAACUGAACACUUCAAUGGCGUAGCUGAACUGUUGGAAAUUUUAGGAAGUAUUAUCAAUGGUUUUGCUUUACCUCUUAAGGCAGAGCAUAAACAGUUUCUGGUGAAGGUGCUGAUUCCUUUACAUACUGUCAGGAGUUUAUCACUCUUCCAUGCACAGCUGGCGUAUUGCAUAGUACAGUUUCUGGAGAAAGACCCCUCACUCACAGAACCAGUCAUCAGAGGUUUAAUGAAAUUCUGGCCAAAAACGUGCAGUCAGAAAGAGGUCAUGUUCCUUGGAGAGCUGGAGGAAAUCUUGGAUGUAAUUGAACCAUCACAAUUCGUCAAAAUCCAGGAACCCUUGUUUAAACAAAUUGCCAAGUGUGUCUCUAGCCCUCAUUUUCAGGUGGCUGAAAGAGCGCUGUAUUAUUGGAAUAAUGAAUACAUCAUGAGUUUGAUAGAGGAGAAUUCAAAUGUUAUACUUCCCAUCAUGUUUUCCAGCCUUUAUAGGAUUUCUAAAGAACACUGGAAUCCGGCUAUUGUGGCUUUAGUCUACAAUGUGUUGAAGGCAUUUAUGGAAAUGAACAGCGCCAUGUUUGACGAGCUGACAUCCACUUACAAGUCAGAUCGUCAGCGUGAGAAGAAGAAAGAGAAAGAGCGUGAAGAACUGUGGAAAAAACUGGAGGAUUUGGAAUUAAAGAGAGGUCUUAGACGUGAUGGAAUAAUUCCAACUUAACAAAAAAACAAAACAACGUUAUUAACCUGUGGAGUCACACAUUUAUGUAGUAGAAGAUGGAGCAACAGUUUUCUGUAUUGUGCAACUUUACAGUAGAUUUCACAUUUGUUUCAUUAUUACAACAGCACUGUAUAUACCUGUCUCUAAAUAAAGGAAAAAAAAUAAGGACUUUAAUCCAAAGUUUGGACAGCAGAUGGACUUCUCAGAACUUUGCAAACAUAAUCAUUGUUUUAACCCUUCUUUAAAACCAGUCUUCAAAGAUCUGUUGAUGAAAAUUGCGAUGUCAAAUUCCAUUGUCAGGACCUGUUCCUUAUUUAUCAUUAGCAGAGAGUAUAUUACAACUUUCAAAUGUGAACAAUCUUAAAAUUUAGCUUGUCUUUCUGCUAAACUGUUAAGUGUAUUUAUAGUAAAAGAGAAGAAAGACUGUCAUUUCCUUAUGAGUUUGUGUAACAUCCUCCUUCUCUGGAUAACUUUACUGUAAUUUGACUUUUUUUCCUUUUGCACAUCUUCAUAAGUUGAAUGUCCAUUCAGAUCAGGGCCUUGAAAAACGUGGGUCCUGAAUAAAAGUUUUGUUUACUGGUGUGAGCAUUUUUUUUAGUACCAGGCUGUAUCUGGUGCUUCCUUAAUUUGAACAUUAGGAGUUAAAAAACAAGUAGGUGAUAAACAUAGUAGGAAAGGGAGCUUUGGAUUCAUGCCCCUAUUUAUUGCAAAUCCAAAUUAGUGUCCACAAUCCUUUAAAAAUGGGCAGCGGUAACACCCGGGAGUUCAGUACCUAACCAGUAUUAGUGACACGGCAUUGGACACACAUACUGGCGUUGGUUUAGGAAUACUAAUUGCUAAAUUAUUACAGUAUGUUUUUAUUGGACCAUUUUGAAAGAAUAAAGACAAACGCUAAACAGUGCAAGCAUGAAAUUGGUCUCCAGUGGCCAUAGAUCUAAUUGGAAAUUGAGUUGAGGUAGCAGUUUGGACUGUUUGGAGUUGUUGCCUUACUUUUUAAUACGUAUUUAUAAAGUGUUCCAGCAAAAGAGGAUGUAGCCUCUAAGAAACAUACUCUAGUGUUUUUGUGGUUCUAGUACUAUUACUCAUCACAGUACCAGCCCUAUGGUCUUAGCUGGAAAGGAUUCUGGAUAAUACACUUCUGCAUUCUCAUCUGGAUGCUCAUUCCUAACUACUGUAUUUGUUACCAAAAGUGGUUCUACAAAUGCUACUGAAAAAAAUUCUGGAAAUCCUAAUGUUCUGAGUAUUAAUAAUAAAGUUUAAAAUGCUUUUAUAUCAAA
This is a messenger RNA of Pterocles gutturalis (yellow-throated sandgrouse), 2524 nucleotides long. It is a transcript of the gene PPP2R5E, whose product is annotated as protein phosphatase 2, regulatory subunit B', epsilon isoform. Gene Ontology annotation, cellular component: protein phosphatase type 2A complex; cytosol; nucleus. Lineage: Eukaryota; Metazoa; Chordata; Aves; Pterocliformes; Pteroclidae. Gene Ontology annotation, biological process: protein dephosphorylation; signal transduction. The coding region runs from base 72 to 1247 and encodes 391 amino acids. The transcript is spliced from 12 exons. Gene Ontology annotation, molecular function: protein phosphatase activator activity. The record is from RefSeq and is a predicted model, not a curated record.